UACAGAAUUGACGGCAGCCAGCAAUGGUGUUCUCAUGGCGCUGAAGUGGUAACACUUGCGAUCGAUGACACACUUUCGCGUCAUUGCAGUCCAGGAUAAAAACGCAAAUGUCUUCAUUCCUAAAGCCAGGUUCUAAACAACACAGAGAGCCUCUUUUGGAAGUUUGUUAACUCAGUCGUUUGGAGUGACAGCCGUUUCUUGAACAUUUUCCAAUAGUAGGAUGAGUGGAAAGGAACGUAUGGUUUCACCAUGUGGAUCACCGUAGGAGUUGCUUCCUUGGCAAGCUUUAUAUUAUUCGCAGGGCUGGUCCAGAGCGCAAAACAGAUAUCCAAUGAAAUCUUGCUCAAGAAACGACUUCUCAGAGGUUACGACACUUCAAGUCGGCCAGUCCAAAAUGAUUCAACAUGCAUCAACGUUACUAUAGCAACAUCUUUGUACCACAUCUUAGAAACUAAUGAACGGCAUCAGACACUGCAAGCUCUGCUGUCAAUCCGAUUGCGGUGGGUGGAUGAGUACUGGAAAUGGAACGAGACAAAAUACGGCGGAGUAAAAACUAUUUGGGUACCAGCCAAGAGUAUAUGGGUACCGGAUCUUGUGAUAAAAAACUAUGCUGCCGAGUCGUACCAGCCCUUCAUGAACACCAAUGCUGUCAUCCAGAGCAAUGGGAAGGUCCUGUGGAUGUUUCCUAUGGUUGUCAAGGUCUACUGCUCCCUCGACGUCAAGUUCUUCCCCUUCGACGACCAACACUGUAAAAUAGAAUUCAUAUCAUGGACGUACAGCGGAUUUGAAGUGAACAUGCUAUACGAUCCUGCUGAUAAGAAUGUCGUUUAUUACAAGCCAGAAAACCAACAGUGGUCUGUUCAAAACAUUUCCGUAAAAAGGAGAGUUGCGUACUACGCCUGCUGCGCGGAGCCUUACCCGGAUGUGACGUUCACUAUACACAUGCGCAGACGGAGUUUGUUUUACGUGAUAAAUUUGAUAUGUCCAUGCUUGCUGAUUUAUAUGAUUUCGUUCCUGGCGUUUUUUCUGCCUGUGGAAUCGGGUGAAAAGGUGAACUUGGAGAUAACGGUGCUACUAGCUCUUGUGGUGUUCCUACUCAUGGUGGGUGAGAUUAUGCCUCCAACCCCUGAUGCAAUACCCGUUGUAGGGAUGCUUGUAGGAACCACCAUGGUGAUGGUGUCGAUGGCCCUCAUCAUGUCUGUCAUUGUGACCAAUGUUUACUUUAAAAAGGACGGCCAACAGAAUGUUCCCAAGUUCCUCCGCAAAGUCUUCCUGCGUCCGAUGCCCUGGAAAAGGUGGUGGCGAGACCGCCGAAAGAAAAAGGCGAAUCGGCGGCGCUACGAAGUGAGUCGCAGCGCGAAUAUCGGAAAUAUGGGGGAGCUAGAAUUUCAGGACUUAGCCGCUACGAAGGAGGGUGAUACGUUCAUUUAUCAUUGUGACAGUAUGAAUGGACAGCUUUCGAGUUGCACACAUGAGGCACAGAAAAAGAACACUCCAGAGGAAUGGCAGAAAGUUGCAAAUAACAUGGACACGUGUUUCUUUUGGACUUUUACUGUGAUUAGCGUGGCGACUCUGGGAUUUAUAUUCUUCAGCAUUGAGCCGCUGAUGGAGCAUGGUAUAUCUUGAUCAGCACCAGGUGUAACAACGUGAGAGUUUGUUGUGCACCUGAUGAAAUGAAACAAAAAAAUGACACGGGCACCCAAAGUUUUGUAUUCUCAGAAUUCUAUUGUAAAUAUGGUCAGUACAGCUAAAACACACAUCAUGUGAUAUGGAUGUCAUUUUAGGAAAUUAACUUAGGACGCUUGAAACAAUUUGUGCAAACUCGUGAUUUUGAUACAACUCUGUAAAUAUCUGUGUGCCCCAAUUUUAACUAUUUUGCCAUCGUGAGAGGAGGUACCACAGGGUAUUGAUUGAUUGAUUAAUUGAUUGAGUUGAAAAUGUCUACUCACGAGGCCUGACUGUCUCUCUAUGUAUAAGAAGAAAGGGAAUGACUCUCUGUCAAUUCUCCAUUAGUUUGACAAGGGCAAACUUGUUCAGAGGACGGUUUUGAUUGGUUGAUAUGGAUAAACAACUCAAUCUGACCAAUCGAAAGACAGUUUUCGUACUGCUUUGGAAGCUGUACAUGUGCAGAUGGGGGAGAUCCGUUGUAAUUGUCCGGAGGAAUAUGCAUGGAGGGUCACCAUUUUUUGUUUUAUAAAGAGACUAGGCCUAGGCCGUGAUGAGUAGGCCGUUUAAACUCAACCAUUCACAAGACCCUGUGGAGGGAUCAUGAAGCUGUAAUCGGUUGUGUACGUGACAUAAAAAAGUUCUUCCAUCACGGCGAGUUGUGACCGUUGUAUCAUAAAUACGUAGUCAGUUAUAGAAUUGUCAAUAUCUUUUCAAAGCUGGUGGGAUUUUUACAAAGUAGAUAGCGCAAUAUGUGGAUGGAAAUGGCUCAUAAAUUUAACAGGUGUUAUUCAGUAGCCUAGAUUAUAGUAGUGUAUAAAGUACAGUAAAAAAUAGAAGUAGCCGACUGACAGCCUCUAUUGGAUUAACCCACUAUCUGACAUCAUCAUAUUUACCGGUUUACUGCUGAUCAUGAUUCACAUACAAGUAUAGAUUGUAAAACGUGUAUAGUUACAUCGCUUUAUCUUCACUGUCACUCAUAACGAUGGAUUGUCUCUGAGUGGGUCCACAACGUUUCUCCUUGGUUUCUUAAUGGCGUCUCAGGUGGAAUGAUGUAUGAGUGUAUAUGCAGGAAAGCCAAUCAUCAUGUUUAACUCACUGAUGACCGCAUUUGUAUAUAUAAUUUUCAUACACGUUCACAUGUAUCAAUAAACUAUGGUCUGGGUGUCAAUAUAACACUGUAUAAUUGGUCGAAUUCACAUGGGAAUGGUUCCUUCAUUUUGAAAGUGUAAUGAGAGAGAAGUAACGUUCAUGUAAAUGUCCUUGAUUCCUAUUGUACACAUCAUUUGUAGUUUCAGAACAAAAUAUUAAU
This is a messenger RNA of Lineus longissimus, 2977 nucleotides long. Its product is annotated as neuronal acetylcholine receptor subunit alpha-7-like. Gene Ontology annotation, biological process: chemical synaptic transmission; monoatomic ion transmembrane transport; nervous system process. NCBI's taxonomy places the organism in Eukaryota, Metazoa, Nemertea, Pilidiophora, Heteronemertea, Lineidae. Gene Ontology annotation, molecular function: transmembrane signaling receptor activity; acetylcholine-gated monoatomic cation-selective channel activity. Gene Ontology annotation, cellular component: postsynaptic membrane; plasma membrane; neuron projection. The coding region runs from base 250 to 1626 and encodes 458 amino acids. The transcript has 6 exons. The record is from RefSeq and is a predicted model, not a curated record.